AUGUCGAAUUAUUAAAAAAUCUUAAUAAAGAUGUUAACAAAAUACUAUGUAACAGAAUCCUUUUUAAGAGGAGGUGGAUGUGGAAAUUCAAAAUCGAAUCCUGUUUAAGUAUAAAACUCCAAUAAUAUCCAACCAGAUGUUCAUGAGUUCUUUUCAAGAUUUAAUUAUUAUAUUUCUACAAUAGAUUCUAAGUCUCAUAUGACUGCUAAUGAAUAGGAAUCUUAAGAAAUAAUGAUAGCUAUUCAAUGGUUUAUUUAUUAAGAGGAAAAUAUCUAUAAUCUCAAUAAGAACACCUAAUAUGUCAAGAAAUCAUACGAUCUAAUUUUAGAUGGAAUCAUUAGACUAAUAAAGAGUUGUUUAAUGUAUAUUAGAACAGAUCCAUUUAAAUGUUUGUAUAUCCUUUAGAUUACAUCAUCUUUAUCUAAAGUAAUAUUUAGCUUCCAUUUGAUUAAUGAAGAGAGAUUUAUGAAUAGUGAAACCUAAAGAUAGUUUUUAUAGAUUUCAUCAGAAUUAGAAUAAUUAAUGGAAAUAGAAAAAAAUGAUUUAAUUUAAAACUAAAUGGAACUAUAUCUUAAUUUAACAAACACUUCUUUUGAAAUAGCUCCAACAAAUUAAGAAGAUAAAGAAGAAAUUUUAAAAGGAUGUUUAAAAGGUAUAAUAAAAUAUAUAUUAAAAUUGGGUGAAGGUGUUGAUUUAAUAGAGUUAUUAUUUCAAGGAGCUUGUCUUUUGUAAAAAAUGUCAACUGUAAAUUAAAAGAAAAAAUAAUAUGAAGUAUAUUAUUAAUUAGAUAUGUUAUAAUGGGAAGUGAUAAAUUAUUUUAAAAAUUAUAAAUAAAAAGAUCUUGAAGAAAUACUUUCAUAAAUGGAAAUGAUUUAUGAUAAAUUAGUGAAAAAUUCUAAAAAUUGGAAAGAUCAUUAUUGUUGGAUUUAAAUGAUUGGAAAAAUCUUCAUUUAUAAUCCUUUGUUAACAAAAACAAAAUUAAUUCAGACAAAUAAAUAUCUAAAUUUAGAAUUGAAUUCAUCAAGUUCGUAAUGGAAAGAAUAUUAGAAAAAAGGAAUUAUAUUUUAAGUGAAUCAUAGUCAUGAUUAGGCUAUCAUCCUAUUAAACUAACUUUAAAAUAAAAAAUUAUUAUAAAAUGAACUAUUAAUAAUAGAGGACAGUUUUAAAGGAUGGGAAAAUUUUAUUUAAUUUAAAGAAUUAUUAAUGAAUGAUUAAAAUGAAAAUAAUUAAUACACCUUUGGAUCAUAUUUAAAAUGUAAACUAGAAUUAAAUGGUAAAAAUACCAACAGGGAUGAUAUUUAUGCAAUUAAUAAAAUUGAAAAGUUUUUAGGUUUCAUUCUCCCAAAUAAAUAACUAUUAUUAAUUAAAUAAAAUGUUGAAAAGCUUGGAAUCGUACUUAAAUGCUGGUAAAAUCUUACAAAAAAUAAAAAAGCUAAUACAAGGAUAACUUAAGUCACUUGCCAAUAAUAAAUCGAAAAGCUAAUUAAUAAUCUCUUAGAAUAUUAUCAAAACACAUUUAAUAUACUAAAAAUUAUUAAGCUUAAUUAAUCUAAAAACUUUUUUAAUGUUGAAUUUCUCUAAUAAUAAAAAAAGAUGGAAUAAUCUAAUAAUUUAUAAAAAUUGAAAUAUUUGAUGAAACUAUUAGAAUUAAUAUUAUAAUAAGAAAUUUAAGAAUUUAAAGAAAAAAUGGAUGAUGAAAAAAGUCAAACUUUGAAAAAUAGUGAUAAAAUUGAUGAUAUCGAAAUACUUUAAUAAGAAAAAUAGUAUAUUAUAAGGGAAAUAAAAAAACUUAAUGAUCUCUAAGAUGAAAAAUUGUAACUUGCUAAUAAUUUAUAUUCUAAACUCUCUUUUUUACCAUCUACUUCUAUGAUUUAGAGAAGUUUGCAAUUCAAAACAGUAAUUUAAUUUAAUGUUUAUUGA
Paramecium pentaurelia is the source of this 1920-nucleotide messenger RNA. The record is from the annotation of a GenBank genome assembly. NCBI's taxonomy places the organism in Eukaryota, Ciliophora, Oligohymenophorea, Peniculida, Parameciidae.